CUGCACGAGCCAGUGUCCUGUGUCUGCCCGUGGGAAGUGCUCACUGCUGUCCAUUUCUGCCAGCUACACCUGAGCCUGAGCUCCUGGGCUGCCUCGGGCUCAGGACCAGUCCCUGGGAGGCUGCUGGGAAUUCUGGCUGCUGCUUCUGCCGUGUUGUCCAGGCCUGAAGCACAAAGCAGUGGAGUCUGCGCCUGGCCAGAUGGGAUGUGGCUCUGGGGUGAGAGCCCAGAUAAACAUCCCUCAGACAGUGCUGACCUCAGGGUGAAGGGAAGGGGAGCCUCUGGUGCUUCUCACGUCCCAUCUAACAUGGGACAGCUUUGCUCUUCCUCACCCCUACUGUGUGCCAAGCCCCGUGCCCUCCUGGGCUCUGCAUGGAGUGAGGCACUUCUGUCAGCCCCAACUGGGAUACACAGGGGGAGAACGGGGACCAGUCAUGGGCUUUUCUCCAGGUUGUCCAAGACCGGCAGAGCCCCAAUGAGUAGGAGAGACCUGUUUCAUUGAGAUGAGUAGGGAGUUUCCCCUUGUCCCGUCAUGCUCUGGCCUUCCUCCAGCAUACAGAACCUAAGACCCAGGAAUGCUGGCUUGAAGGUCAUCUUCUGUCUUCCUCCACAGGCCAGCUGUGCUCUAGCCCCUCCCAAUGCACUGCCUCUCCACAAAGCCACCCUCUGCACAUACUUCAGGCUAAUUUUUAUGAGUCAUUCUACUGCAAAUGGUCUAAUACCUGCUGUGUGUAGACUACUGGAUGAUUCAGGCAGGGAGCAGAGCAGACUAGAAUCCAUGGCUAAGAGGGCAGUCACCCACAAUGACAGGCUCUUGUGACGGAUUGCCUAAUAUGAGAGUAUUGUCUGUAGAUUAAGAAGCAGCAUUUGGGCUGCGUUCAGGAUGGGUGCGAACAUGGGUAGGGCUUAUAGCCCACCAGGGACCCUAGGCAGGGAAGCUUGUCAAAGAGCUCUAAGAAAAUGGGUGAAGACAAUUCUUUACCGACAGACAGUGCUAGGAGAUAUGAGAUGGGGCUGGUGAGAGAAGGGUGUAGCCUGCCUGUGUUUAUUAUCAAGCCAGGAGCUGUUGGAAUCCAGGGACAGGUUUGAGACAGCAGAGACAUGCCAGGUCACACAAUUUUAAAGUCAUCCUCCUGGGUACUGGCAGGCAAGUGUGAGGCAAAGAGAGUAAGAAUGAUUGUGAGGGAAGAUGGACUCUAGGGAGAUCUAAGAGGCCACAUCAGAACGUACUCGUGGGGUCAGCAUGCACCACAUGAAGGAAAAGGAUGAGCCAAACACCUCUGACUUCCUGGUGGUGGGUAUGAGGAAAGGGGUAGCUGGGCACCUGUGGAGGAGACACCAUCACAGGCUCUGCUGAGGGCACACUGAAUUGUGUGCCUUGAAAACUGCCAAGAGGUAGGGAAUUGUUGAAACCUAGGCUGGAGAAGGAAGCCGAGAGUUGUCUGUGAAUGGAUUGAACCUGAAAGAUGAGUGCUAUGUGGUAAGGGGCACAGGAUGAACCCUGGAGGUGUCUUAGAACAGGUCAGGAAGAGGAAGCUCCUGCAAACCUGGCACUCAGGAGGCUGAAGCAGGUAGAUGUGAGUUAGAGGCCAGCCUGAGCUACUUACUGAGAACCUGUCUUCAAAUAAUCAAGACUAACUGCAAGACACAGGGGAAGCUCAAGACUGGGUGGAGCAGAGAGCCAGUGCCACUGAGGCCCAGAGAGAGGCCUGCGGGGGAAGCCACUGGGGCCUGCCUCACCAAAAGGACUGGGAUGAGACUGUUGUUGGUUUCAUCCCCAGUCUGAGGAAACUGGCCCGAGUAGCAUCUGUGUUUGGCCAAGCCCAUUCCAGGAAAAUGUAUCUCUAACUGGAAGAUGGGAGUAGGAGGUCAGAGGCUUGUGCAGAUUCCACUGUCUGAGGGAAGGACACUGACCCAUGGCUCAUGUCCAAAUCCUGGGUGGGAAAAACAAGCUACUGAGAAGACGUGGUAGGGACGGGUGGUAGAGCCUUCCUUGGAGUUGACUUCGUUGACACCGCAACAGAGGGAGGCACACGCUGGAGCCUUGGUGAAUGUUUGAUGACCAAAUUGAAACCAGAUAUACACCGCUGAAACCCUAGCACUUUCCAAGUGAGAUGGCACGCAGGCCAUCUUGGCUACAUACAGAGUUCUAGGCCAGCCAGGGUGUAGAGACCCUGUCUUUUUUUUUUUUUUUUUUUUUUUUGGUUCUUUUUUUCGGAGCUGGGGACCGAACCCAGGGCCUUGCGCUUCCUAGGUAAGCGCUCUACCACUGAGCUAAAUCCCCAGCCCCGAGACCCUGUCUUAAAAAGAGAAAUGUGUCAUGAUUGCUUCAGGUUGGGCUCUUUGGGUCUGUUAAAGCAGGUGAGGCCCAGGGCCUGCUUUCUCUGCACUUCUGCUCCCAAACCAUGCCUCUCAGCUUCGAACACAUUAGUUGUAGGAAUCUCACAGCUUUUGCUGCCCAUGGGCCCUUCUUUUUACAAGGAACAUGCACAUGCGCGCGCACACACACACACACACACACACACACACACACACACACACACACACCACAUCUCUGCCCCUUUCACUGAGUGCCUGGAAAGUGGUGCAUCCUGCUGCCUUUGCAAUAUUGGUUGGCUACUGGCAGAAGGUGACUUCUGAGUACCAAACUGAGCUCUGAAAGGGUGUCCCCCAUCUGCACUCAAAUGUUAGGGAUACCUUCUAGGUUAGGAAUCAUGUCAUACUCUUUUACAACAAUCCAGCAGCCACACAGAUGGCUGAGGGUGGGAGAGACACAAGCACAAAGAGAAGUAAGCUUGGGGCUGAGCUGCCAGUGGUUACCUAGCAAGCACGAAGCUCCCUCUGGGUUUGAUUCCUCAUGGUGCAUAAUCUGUUCAUGGAGUCACAAGCACCUGAGAAAUGGAGGUAAGAGACUCGGCAAUAUAAGUUCAUCCUCAGCUGCAUAUUGGUCAGAGGCUGGACUGAGCUGGCUAAAUGAAGCCCUGUCUAAGAAAGUUGGGCGGGGGGACUGGGCUGGUGGGUUACAGCUCAGUGCUACCAUCGUUAAGAGCUCUUACCUAGCAUAUGCAAGGUCCUGGGUUUGGUCCCCAGCACUUGAUCCAGGUACAAAAACACUUCAAAAAAUAAAAACAAAAAGGGAAAGAAAGGAAAGGAAAGGAAAGGAAAGGAAAGGAAAGGAAAGGAAAGGAAGAGAUGGGAGCUAGAGGCAGAAGACAGAAGGGAUGGAAACUGAAGAACAGCCUCAGUGAAAGCCCUCUUUGCCUCAGGGUCCUGAGAGCGGGGCCUGCUCCUCCACAAGGCUUUAUUGCUGGCUCCUAACAGAAGAUGGCUGGGAGUAGCUGGUGAGGAGUUAAAAUUCCCCCAGUCCAGUCUUCAGUGAAGCCAGGUGGUGGUGGUGUGAUUCAGUUAUCAGUAAAUGCUAUAGGUCAGAUCCUAUCCACUUACAGGAGUAUGGGUCAGGGGUCAUUUACAGGAGGAAGAAUGACUCCAAAGCAGCUGCAUCAACACAUGGAUGAUGGCUCACAAAAGCCCGAGGCCUGGAGCUUGCUGCAGGACUUGCAAGAAACUUCACAGAUCAGUGUCUUCCAGGCAGCUCCACCAGUCUAACCUCCUCAACAGUUCAUCCUUCUAACAUUGAGGGCCCCUACAUGUUUGGUCAGUUUCAGGGACUUCCUGAGUGUUCUGGAUUGUGUAUUUCCUGAGUCUUAAUGAGCCUACCUUUAGAACUGGUGACUUAAAGAGUCUUCCCUCAGAAUUUCCUGAAUCUUUAGAACUAUUUACUUAGUUUCAAUGAACUUCCAUCAGGGGCAGUUUAUUAGAACUCCAAGGAAAUGAUUCACAAUACCUUGCUUGGAUAGAGUAGAGACUCAGAAAACAACUGUAGGGGAGCUCCCCUGCCCCCAGCUUGGCUGUGAAGGUGGAGGUGGUUGAGCUUGGCACAGUGACUUCCUUUUAGCAUGUCCUUAAACCUGUGUAUUCACAGCCUGGGCAUAAUCAACAUCACACAGUUCAGUCACUACAGUUAUUAGAAGACUUGAAUUGACUACUAUGGAGACGAACCUCUACCUGGAUGGGAGGAUUUGGAAUGCAGAUUUCUUACCUUUCAAGAAUAUUUUUAAUUGUGUAAAGAAUAGAACAAAGCAUAGCUCAGUGGUAGGGCUCCCUGGGUUGGAUCCCCAGCAUGAAAGAAUAGAGAGCAGAAGACAGGCCUAGGGAUGUAGCUCAGCUGGUGGAGUGCUUGCCUAGAAUGAGGCUCCCCACCACAUAACUGAUGAAGCACCAGGAAGGAGAGACAGAAGGAAGAGGCAGGUGGGUGGGUCUCUGAGUUUGAGACCAGCCUGGUGUGGGUAGCACAUUCCAGGCCAGCCAGGGCUACACAGCAACAUCUUGUCUUGAAAACAGCAGACAAAACCCAGCUGUAAGCUGGGCAUGGUGGUGCAUGCACACCUUUAACUCCAGCACUCAGGAGGCAGUGGUAGGCAGACCUCUGAAUUGAAGGCUAGCCUGGUCUACAGAGUGAGUUCUAGGACAGACAGGGCUACACAAAGAAAUUCUGUUUCAAAAUAUAAAUUUAAAAACAAUUUGACAAAUGCCGUAAUUUAGAACUUGGCACAGACAAACACAGUGAGAUGUUGAAGGCCAUCCCUAGCUACAGAGCAUACGUGACAUAAGACCUUGCUUUUUAAAACGGCAGAUGUAAUGAACCCUCCAUUUCAACAGUGACCAGUCCAGGUCUGGCCUACACUGUCUCUACCACCUGUUUGCCCCAGGCUCUGGGAUAUGUGAGAACAAAUCCCAGACAAAUAAAUUCCUCCGUAAAGCUUUAAUGUGUUUCUCCUAAAUACCUAAAAUUCAUAACUCAAAUGCCAUAUCACGCCUAAGCAUUUAACCAUAAUUCCUUGAUAUCAUCGAAUACCCAUUGCUCCAAUUCCCCAAUUGUUUUAUUUUUCCAGUUGGAUUAAAAUUAGACCCCAAACAAGGUAUUUUAUAUCUUGUAUUCUCCAAAAAAUAUAUCCUAUAACUCGUAUUUGUACUAGUUCUCCCUAUGUCCUUUUCCUCCCACUGCCCCAUCCAUCUUUAAUCCCAUCAUUCUGGAGGCAGAGGGAGGGAGAUCAAGGCCAGCCUGGUCUACAGAGGGAGUUCUAGGAUAGUCAGGGCUGCACAAAGAAAUUCUGUCUUGAAAAUCCAAACUGAACCAAACAAACAAACAAGUAAACAGGCUUCUUCUGUUUUUUAAGAUUUUUAUUAUGUUGCCCUCACUGGCUUGGUACUUGCUAUAUAACCUAGGCUAAUCUUAUCAAACUCACAGGAGUCCUCCUGCCUCAGCCUUCUCAGUGUUGAGAUACAGACAUGUGCUACCCUGUCCAGCAGCUUUAUCAAGAUACACUUUAUUUGUGGAGGGCCAGAGGCACUGGCAGAAGGAGUCAUUGGGCAUGCAGGACAGCAGAGGGCCACAGCUAAAGAGAAGGAUGAAGGGAUACAAGGCUCAGGGGAGAGCGGUCGGAUGAGCGGCCAGAGAGCAGGCUAUGCACAAGCUGUUAAAAGAACAGGAUACAAAGGACCACCCCCUCCCCAACAAACAAACAAACAAGGAGGGAAGGCCAGGGCUGUGGAAGAGCUGGGCCUGGCACUGAGCUCUCCCGAGCACCCCAUCCUCUCAACAGCUGAAGGAACGAACAGGAAAGAGCAGGAAGAUGACCUAAGCCAAAGAGCAGGGGCAAAGCUCAAGUUGGCGAAGAGCCCAGGGAUAGCCAAGGCUUCAGGUGGAGGCAAGGAAGGGUGGGGCCUGAGAUCAGACCUGCAAGAGAAACAGGAUGUGUAUAUUGGGAGGUGGGGAGCAUAGAGCCAAAAAUCUAGAUCCUGGAAGGUCCCCAGUGUCUCCCUGCCUGACUGAGUCCUGUAGUUGGCCUCAUAGCCAGGAUCCAACCAGGUGCCCAGAAACCAGCUCCUUUGCAAUGCUGAAGACAGGAGGCCUCUCACCUUCCCUCUGCCUCCUUUCCCUCCUGCUGGCUCUGCAUAGUGCUGAAAGGAGUUACCCCCCUCCUCAACGCAGGUUUGAGUACAAGCUCAGCUUCAAGGGACCAAGACUGGCAGUUCCUGGAGCUGGAAUUCCCUUCUGGAGCCACCAUGGAGACGCCAUUCCAGGCCUAGAGGAAGUACGGCUGGUUCCAUCUAUGAAGAACCGGAGCGGUGCCGUGUGGAGUGAGAUCUCUGUCUCCUUCCCUUCCUGGGAAGUAGAGAUGCAGAUGAGAGUGACAGGACCGGGACGCCGGGGAGCCCUGGGUGUGGCCAUGUGGUACACCAAGGACAGAGAUCAAGUUGGCUCUGUUGUGGAGGGACUGGCCUCAUGGGAUGGCAUUGGGAUCUACUUUGAUUCCUCCUCCAAUGAUGUCCAGAACGGUCCUGCCAUCCGAGUGCUGGCCAGUGAUGGGCAUGACCUCCAGGAGCAGUUUGGGGAUGGAACUGUCCGGGAGCUUGGCUCCUGUCUUAGGGACUUCAGGAACCGGCCACACCCCUUCCGAGCUCGGAUCACCUACUGGAGGCAGAGGCUGCGUGUGUCCUUGAGUGGAGGCCUUACUCCUAAUGACCCUGAAGAGGUCUGUGUCGAUGUGGAGCCCCUGCUUUUAGCCCCUGGAGGCUUUUUUGGGGUCUCAGCAGCCACCAGUACCUUAGCAGAUGACCAUGACGUCCUGUCCUUCCUGACCUUCAGUUUGAGGGACCCAGGUUCAGAGGAAGCCCUCCAGCCAUUCACAGAGAAGGAGCAGUUCCACCUGGCCAGGAAGCUGGAAGAACUGAAGGCAAGGCUGGCCCUGGGUACCAGAGAGGAUACCAUACUACCACUGAACUCCAAAGCCCAGGAAGAAGGGGAAAGGUUCUUUAACCUGGAGGAUACACUGAGCAGACAAAGCCAGAUCCUGCAGGCCCUCCAGGCUCUCUCCAGGCAGAUGGACCAGGCUGAGAAACAGUGGAAACAGCAGUUGGGGUCUGUGGUCCAAAUCCGGCCUGAGGGAGGCUGGAACACUGCCAAGGUCAGCACCCUGCUCUAUGGACAGCGGACUCUGAUCCAGGCUCUGCAAGAGAUGAGGGAAGCAGCUGCCCAGAUGGCUUCAGGAGCACACGUCUUCUACCUGCCUGUGGGCACUAAACAUCACUUUUUUGAGCUGGACCAGACCCUCGGCCUCCUGCAGAAGGACCUCCGGGAUCUGGUGAAAAUGACAGCCAAGCCUCCCCGCCCAUCUGGCUGGCUCCCAGGAUCCUCCACAUGUCUGCGGACCAGCAUCUUCCUGUUCUUCCUCCUAAUCCAGACUGUAGGCUUCUUCUGCUACAUGAACUUCAGCAGGCAGGAGCUGGACAAGAGGCUUCAGGAGUACCUGUUCACAGAAAGCAUUUCUCUACAGCCUGCAUUGCCCAUCCCUAGGACAAUAGGGGUUCUGAGGAGACAGCCUGUCUCCCCCAGCAUGCAAGCCUGACCCAGCUCAAAGCCAUGAGGAAAAAAAAAUGGGGGAUAGAGGAUUUAGCCUGUGCCUAUAUUUUAGCUUUUGGCAUGCCCAUCAUAUUAAAGGUGAUUUUCCUCUUGU
This is a messenger RNA of Rattus norvegicus (Norway rat), 7576 nucleotides long. RefSeq names its product lectin, mannose-binding, 1 like (gene Lman1l). Gene Ontology annotation, cellular component: endomembrane system; endoplasmic reticulum-Golgi intermediate compartment; membrane. Lineage: Eukaryota; Metazoa; Chordata; Mammalia; Rodentia; Muridae. The record is from RefSeq and is a predicted model, not a curated record.